AUGAUAACCCUUCUAAUAACACACAUUAUUAAUCCAUUAGCAUACAUCGUACCAGUACUAUUAGCACUAGCCUUCCUGACACUCCUAGAACGCAAAGUACUAGGGUAUAUACAACUACGCAAAGGCCCUAACGUAGUAGGCCCAUAUGGACUACUACAACCAAUCGCAGAUGGUGUAAAACUAUUUAUUAAAGAACCCAUCCGCCCAUCAACCUCCUCACCCUUCCUCUUCCUAACAACCCCAGUAUUAGCCCUCACCCUCGCCCUAAUACUAUGAGCCCCCAUACCAAUCCCAAACCCAGUAGCAGAUAUAAACCUAGGUAUACUAUUUAUCCUAGCCCUAUCCAGCCUAGCAGUAUACUCCAUUCUAGGAUCAGGAUGAGCAUCCAAUUCAAAAUAUGCCCUAAUCGGAGCACUACGAGCAGUCGCCCAGACCAUUUCUUAUGAAGUAAGCCUAGGACUAAUUCUAUUAUCUACCAUUAUCUUUACCGGAGGUUUCACCCUACAAAUAUUUAACACAACCCAAGAAGCCGUCUGACUAAUAUUACCUGCUUGACCACUAGCUGCCAUAUGAUAUAUCUCCACCCUAGCAGAGACAAACCGAGCACCCUUCGACCUCACAGAAGGAGAAUCAGAACUAGUAUCAGGCUUCAACGUAGAAUAUGCAGGAGGUCCAUUCGCAUUAUUCUUCCUAGCCGAAUACGCCAACAUCCUACUAAUAAAUACACUAUCCACAAUUCUAUUUCUAGGUGCCACCUAUACCCCUAUCACCCCAGAAUUAGCUUCCAUUAACAUUAUAACAAAAGCAGCACUACUUUCAGUCCUAUUCCUAUGAAUUCGAGCAUCCUACCCACGGUUCCGAUAUGACCAACUUAUACAUCUCGUAUGAAAAAACUUCCUACCAAUAACACUAGCACUUAUCCUAUGACAUGCUGCCUUACCAAUUGCACUCACAGGAUUACCCCCACAACUGUAA
Molecule: messenger RNA, 975 nt
Organism: Clarias gariepinus (North African catfish)
Lineage: Eukaryota; Metazoa; Chordata; Actinopteri; Siluriformes; Clariidae
Source: the annotation of a RefSeq genome assembly